AUGGAUAAUAUCGAGAUGGUAUAUCAUGCAAUUGCGGUACUAAAUGGGUCUGACAGUGCUGCAUGUAGCAAAGCUAGCGUAUGGCUUGGCGAAUUUCAAAAAUCUAUAUAUUCAUGGUCGAUUUGUGAUCAUAUAUUAUCUGAACAUCGAGAUUCGACGGCCAGUUAUUUUGCUGCUCAAACAAUGAGGCAGAAAUUGUUGCAUUCUAUGAAGGAAUUGCCAUCUUCUUCACACUUGUCUUUGAGGAAUUCGCUAAUCAACCACUUAAGAAACUACGAAUCUUAUCCACUUGAAAGGAAUUCGGUGAUCAUAACCCAGCUUUGCUUGGCGCUCUCUGAUCUUUAUUUACAAGUGCCGGAAUGGACCAAUUUUGUCUCGGAAAUUCUAGAAAUAUUUGGAAUGCCUGACAAAACUCCUGUUUUACUUACUUUUUUGAAAACUCUGCCGGAAGAAGUGCAAAGCUCACAUCUGAGGAUUGGUGAGAAUCGACGCCGUACAGUUAAUACAGAACUGGCGCAAAAGACACAAGCAGUUAUUCAAUUUUUAAGUCAAGUUUGUGUUUUUAAUGGUAAUGACGAUGCGAUACUGAAAAGAGUUCUGAGCUGCUUCAGCUCCUGGUUGCUCAAUCCUCUAAUUCCAACUGACGAUAUCGCAACAAGCGAUCUUCUCAAAUAUGUUUUCUCACUUCUGCAGAAUCCAAAUUCACCCAAUUCACUACACGAUUCAGCCUGUGAAUGUAUUGUGUCAGCGUUAUAUCGUGCUGAGGAUACCAAUGUUAAUCGUGCUCUAGCUGUGGCUCUGCAAACUGCAUGCUAUGAGAUGGCAGAUAGCUUUUCAAUGGCUGUCGCUAACGAUGAUUUUGAUAGGUUACAAGGAUAUGCACGAGUAUUUUGUGAAUUAAGCGAAUCACUCCUAGAAUGUAUGAUCCAGGAGCCAGGACAGGGCCUUGGUGAUUUUCGAAGUAUCGAAAUGCUGCUUCUUCUGGCGGGCUAUCAUGAUUAUAAUCUAGUGGAAAUGACAUUCAAUAUCUGGUACCGGCUUUCUGAAUAUCUCUAUGAAAGGAAUGACGAUGAGUUGAAUGCUCAGUUCAAACCAUACAUCGAAAGGUAUAUCAUGGCACUCUACAAGCAUUGUCGCUUUGAUACUGAUCAGGAAGACAUUCCUGAUGAAAAUGAUGAUUUCGUUGAAUUUCGAGGUCAAGUGUCCGACACACUCAAGGAUGUUGUAUUCAUCGUUGGAACUGAUCGGUGCAUUCAAAGCAUGUUCUCAAUACUGCAGUCGGUUUCAUCAGGCUCUUGGGACGAAUCGGAAGCUGCUUUAUAUAUCAUUUCAGUGAUCGUACAUAACGUUCUUCCCACGGAAGAAACAGUGGUUCCUCUUUUGGUUCAUGCUGUACUGGUUAUGCCCGUUAUUUCCCACCCCAUACUGACUAAUACCUCUAUUAAAUUGCUUGGAAAUUUGAUUGAUUGGUUGCAAGAAAAUAAACAAUAUCAAGGAAGAUUUAAUUUAGAGCCAUGCGUUACUUGGUUACUGGAUAAGGUGCAGAAACCGUGCUUUGUUCGGGCUGCUUCCGAGUCUCUUUAUGGUAUCUGUGAAAAAUGCGAAAAUAAUUGUUUGGAACACUUUGAUUCUAUAUUUGCUAUCAUUCCACUGCUAGAAAGUGGCGAGAACAAAGGACAGCAGCUAGAAAAUUCCAUUCUCUUACUUCUGCAAGCUUGCUCUUCAAUGCUGAACGGUUUGCCAGGGGAGGAAACUGCAACUCGAUUAAAGCGCUUAAUUGAACCACAAAUGACACGUUUGGCUGCACUACUUAAAUCAAAGACGAAUAUAUCACCUAGCGAACCACAAGACAGCAACGAAAAUGCGUCAGAUUCAUGGUAUCUUCUGAGCCGUGAUCCAGUUUUAUGGGUGGAUAGAAUAGCUGCAAUCUUUCGGCAUGUUCAGCCCUGGACGCAUCAGGCAUGCAAUCCAAAAAAUAAUGUCCAAAAUGGAAGUUUUACAAAUACAAACGAUGAUGUUCCGGCAUUGUGGAUUGCAACGGUGAAAGAAGUCUGGCCAUUUGUUUUGGAAACUUGCAGAAAAUAUGAAAAGAAUACUCGAGUCGUUGAGCAUUGUUGUCGUGCAAUACGAUUCAUGAUACGCUUUCUUGAAGUCCAUUCGAUUACCUUUAUUGAAUCCCUCGUCGAGCAGAUGAUUGAUAUAUAUAAUCGCCACCCUCAUUCAUGCUUCCUGUAUUUGGCCAGUAUUUUGGUUGACGAGUACGGUCAUUUGGAUAACUGUCGUUCUGGAUUAGUUCAUAUGCUCAAUAUUUUAUGCAAUGAUUCGUUCAAACUGCUGCAAGAACAAAAUGGUUUCCGCAAUCACCCGGAUACAAUCGAUGAUAUGUUUAGAUUGGCUAUUAGGUUCGUACAGCGUGCGCCGUCAGUAUUUUUCCAAGAACCAAUGAGUGCGCAGUUAUUUGAAUGUGGACUUGUUGGUUUAGACGUUGAUCAUGUUGAUGCGAACAGAUCAGUUACCAAAUUUUUUUCGGAAUGUGUUACAUCGUUACUUAUUGCAAGAAAAUCCAAUUAUCGAGAUGCAGGUGUAGAAGGAGCUGAACAACUGUUUGUAAAAUACGGCGAAAGAUUGAUUAGCGGUUCUCUUCAAGCGGCAGUAUUUAGCGUGUCGGGUACUUUAAAGCGUGAUAUGGCCGAAAUUAUUUAUUUAAUUGGUAAACUGUCGGAAGAGCAAUUAUCUGUCUGGUUGAAAGCAACACUGGAAAAAUUUCCUCAUAAUGAGGGUCUUUGUGCGACAGGAGAACAACUAGAAUGGUUCCACAAAAAUGUGCUGGAAUCAACUGACUUGCGACAAGUAUAUGCUCAGAUUCGCGAUUUAAUUCGGCUCUAUGUAUGA
Molecule: messenger RNA, 2892 nt
Organism: Cercopithifilaria johnstoni
Lineage: Eukaryota; Metazoa; Nematoda; Chromadorea; Rhabditida; Onchocercidae
Source: the annotation of a GenBank genome assembly